AUGGCGGUCUUCCAGUCGAAGAAGUUCCGUUCAAGUGCAGAUGCAAAUACUAUUGCCUCGAGAUAUCGUGCGCUGCUAGCCAAACAUCCCUUCGCUCUCUUCGGUUUACCUUUCAUUGCAACUAUGGUAGCUGGGUCAUUCUUCCUCACACCAGCAACAGCCAUCAGAUACGAAAAGCACGACCGCAGAGUCCGAAGAUUGAGCAAGGAGGAAGAAUUAGGCAUCGGGAAGGCAGGACGAAAAGUCGACAUGAAGGAGGAAUACUACAGGCUCGCAGCCAAAGAUCUGGACGACUGGGAACAAAAGCGUGUCAAGAGACUUCCGGGAGAGCACGAUGGGGUGAUCUAG
Mollisia scopiformis is the source of this 348-nucleotide messenger RNA. RefSeq lists its product as uncharacterized. Lineage: Eukaryota; Fungi; Ascomycota; Leotiomycetes; Helotiales; Mollisiaceae. Gene Ontology annotation, biological process: mitochondrial respiratory chain complex IV assembly. Bases 1 to 348 code for a protein of 115 amino acids. The record is from RefSeq and is a predicted model, not a curated record. Gene Ontology annotation, cellular component: mitochondrial inner membrane. The transcript is spliced from 2 exons.